Messenger RNA from Apaloderma vittatum (bar-tailed trogon), 700 nucleotides. RefSeq names its product coiled-coil domain containing 90B (gene CCDC90B). The record is from RefSeq and is a predicted model, not a curated record. The transcript is spliced from 6 exons. The coding region runs from base 19 to 438 and encodes 139 amino acids. Lineage: Eukaryota; Metazoa; Chordata; Aves; Trogoniformes; Trogonidae. Gene Ontology annotation, cellular component: mitochondrion.
AUAACUUUGCAGCAAAUCAUGGCACAUUUGGACUCCAUUCGAAAAGAUAUGGUCAUCCUGGAGAAAAGCGAAUUUGCAAACUUGAGAGCAGAGAAUGAGAAAAUGAAAAUUGAAUUAGAUCAAGUUAAACAGCAGCUAAUGAAUGAAACCGGUAAAAUCCGAGCUGACAGCAAGCUAGACAUAAACCUGGAAAGGAGCAGAGUGACGGAUAUGUUUACAGACCAGGAGAGGAAACUGAUGGAAGCAACUACAGAGUUUCAUAAAAAAGAUUCAAGUACCAACAGUGUUAUCUCAGAAAUCAGUAAUAAAAUUGACACUGAAAUAGCUUCCUUAAAAACACUCAUGGAAUCAAAUAAACUUGAUACAAUACGUUAUUUAGCAGCUUCCGUGUUCACUUGCUUAGCAAUCGCGCUGGGAUUUUACAGGUUCUGGAAGUAGAUCUACAUGGAAUGACUGCAUCAAGUACAGACGGAGAAAAGACCACCCAGGCAGCAUCAGCUCAGCGAUCAUGUUUGCGCUGUAGAUAACCUUGGUACCUUCUUUGUUUUGAUGUUCUUACUGUGCACUAAAAAUCUUUUCAGAAUAUGUAACACUAGAUAUGGAAAUAAUUUGGAGGUGAAGUAGGCAAAUAGUAGCAUUUCAUUAUCCCCUACUGAAUACUGUACUUAUUUCAAAAGACUUCUAAUGCUAAAUCACAAAG